AUGAAUAAAAGUGAAUACCUUCAAGCAAGGGCUGUUGCCAAAAGUUAUCAAAGCUCUUCAAAUCCUUCAACUUCUAGGGGCAAAACCGCUAAAAAACCUAAGCCAUGUGGUAAUGCACUUCACGGGAACAUGUACCAAAUAAAAUUACUCAUGCUCUUCCUAUGUCGAGGCACUUUUUUAAAUUAUGAUUUUAGAUUGGGUACAGAAGUAGAAGAAGCGGACAAAUUUGAUGAUCUUUUGUUUGAAUAUAAAAAGGGUGGUCAAAAGUAUUACAGACUUCUGCAAGCCAAACACCUGAAUAAAGAAGGUACGAAGAAAAUCACCUCACGUGAUUUGAUGGCGAAUAAAACAAAUGACUUUAGUCUAAUAAAAUAUUGCAAAUCUUAUCUCGAGUUAAAGAAAGAAAAAAUGUUUCAAGAUGGAGUGAUCAAAGAUGUCAUCAUCUGUACUAAUGUUUAUUUUGAUGUUAACAAUUUGAACCAAAACAAUAUAGAAAUCGAUGAAAUAAUAGGAGAGGAUGAACUAUUGAAAAUGGAGAGUAAUAAGUUACCCAAACGAUAUAGAUUUCGCAAAGAUAGCAUUGUUUCUUCAUUAAAAAGUAAACUAGAUUAUGAAAAAGCACCUUAUACUAACGAAGAAAUAGAAGAAUUUCUAGAUCAUUUAAUUUUUGCAGAAGAAGAAUUUGACAUGGAAACGACUGAAACGGUGUAUUACAAACUUCAAAAUUUAAUAACGGAUUUAGUGAAGGAUAGAGAAAGCAAUAAAUUUAUUUCAUGUGAAGAUUGCAAAUUUGUUUUUGAUGAAGCCAGAAAGGGUAUUUCGAUCCUGUUCGGUGUGCGAAAUCCUAUUAACUCUUUUACUGGAAGAACGGAAAUGUUGGUUACUUUGCACGAAUCACUUAGGAAAAAUAAGACAGUUUGCAUAAGUGGUCUUGGAGGAGUCGGAAAAACAGAAUUGACCAGAAAAUAUAUCAAAGAUCACAGCGAAACAUUUGAUAAUAAAAUUGUAUGGAUAAAUGCUGAGACAAAAGAGUCUCUUCAAGAUUCUUUUAAGAGAUUGGCAACUGAUAAACUCCGAAUUAAAAUCAAAACAAAUGAUAACAGCCCUAAGGAGAUUCGGACUAUAGUAGAGGAUGUAUACAACUUUUUCUCGCGCUAUAGAUGCCUAUUUGUUUUUGAUAAUGCCGAAAUAUACAAAGGAGACAACAAUGGUAUUGAGCAAUUUCUUCCUUCAAUUCCUGAAAAUUUAAAUACGCCUCAUAUUUUAAUAACUUCGCGCAACAAGAAAUGGCCAACAAAAAUUGAAAGAUUAGACUUGGAUGUAUUCACAGAAAAAGAAGCAUCAGAUUUUAUUCAAACGUCACUGGAGUUAGAUAAUAAUUCAGAAAUACAGAAUGCCAAAAAGUUAUCACAAAUGUUGCAAUAUUUGCCUUUGGCACUUCAACAAGCAGUUGCGUACAUAAAAAUGCACGAUUAUCUGAAGAAUAUCAAAGAACAAUUUACUGUUUUUGAUUAUUUGGAAAUAUUUGAAGAGAAGACAAAUGAACUGCUUGACUUUGAAUUUCCUGCAGAUAACGAGAAUACUUACUCUAAAACAGUUCUGGUGACUUGGAAUGCUUCAAUUUAUGCAAUAAAAAUGAAAGACAAUGGAAACAAGGCAAUAGAAGUUUUAGAUCUUUUAUCUUACAUGGGACCCGACAAUGUUCCGAUGCUUUUAUUUUUGCCAUUAUUCAAUGAUAAAAAUGAAUUAGGCAGCGCCAUUGAAUUGUUGAAACAGUUUUCGAUGAUAAAUUCACAUGAAGGAAAAGUCAAUGUCCACAGAUUGGUGCAGCAAGUGAUUAGAUCGAACUUACAAAAGGAUGAAAAAGAAGAAGAGGUUUUAAAACAAUGUUUGAAUUUAUUCGUAUCAAAGAUCCUGAAUUUUAAAAAUAUUGACCAUGCAUUUCUAGUUUGGAAUUAUUCUAAAAAGUAUAAGCAACUGGUCCAACAACAUUUUCAACUUGCAAUUUUAAUAGGAAAAGAAUUCAACAACUCCGGAAGAUAUCGAGAUGCCUUUACAACAUUGUGGUGUAUUAGGCGCAUGGAAAAUAUAACUCAUAGUGAUGUAGAAUUGAUUGAUAUUGAAGGUGGCAUGAUGGAAGCACUACUAAUGUUAUUAGAGUAUGAUAAAGUCAAAAAUAUUUUUCAAGAUUAUUUAAAUUUGCGUGAAGCUAAUUUGGGAUCAAAUCAUCUUCUUACGUUGCAUACUAAAAAGUGUUUGGGUAAAAUUUAUAAUCGUUCAGGUGAUGGUAGUGAAGGAUUAAAAUACUAUCUUCAAGUACUUGAUUCCCAUAGAAAAAAAUUGAGAGAUCGAGAAAGAAGUUUGGGAAAGCAUCAUUAUGAUACUCUACGUACUAGAAAGGACAUAGCUGACAUUUUAAUAGAAUGUGAAAAAUAUGACGAAGCUCUUCAAGAAUUUGAUAUUUUGAUUAAAAAUCAAGAAGAUGCUCUUGGCAAAAACCAUAUCGAUACCAUGCGUACUAUAGGUUGGAAGGGGGUUGCAUUGUACAAAAAAGGCGAUCAUGAUGCGGCUCUUAAUGUACUUCUAAAUUUACUUCUAAAGCAGAUGGAAGUAUUGGGUAAAGUAGAUGGCGAUACUAUAGACACCAGGCAACAUAUUGCUUAUGUUUUGGGAAAGAAAGAAAACUUAGUCGAAGCACUGGAAUGUCGCAGAGGAUUGCUUACAGAUCUAGAAAGGAAAUUAGGGAAACAUCAUCCUGAUACUCUGCGCACUAGAGAUAAUAUAGCAUACAUUUUGAUAAAUUUAGAAAAAUAUGACAAAGCCCUACAAGAAUUAGAUGUUUUGAUCCCACUUCUAGGAACAGUUCUUGGUGAAAAGCAUGGUGACACUAUGCGUUCUACAGUUUUAAGAGGUGUAGCAUUGUACAAAAAGGGCGAUUAUGAUGCGGCUCUUGGUGUACUUCUAAAUUUACUUCUAAAGCAGAUGGAAGUGUUGGGUAAAGUAGAUGGCGAUACUAUAGACACCAGGCGACAUAUUGCUUAUGUUUUGGGUAAGAAAGAAAAGUUAGUCGAAGCACUGGAAUGUCGCAGAGGAUUGCUUACAGAUCUAGGAAGGAAAUUAGGGAAACAUCAUCCUGAUACUCUGCGCACUAGAAAUAAUAUAGCAUACAUUUUGAUAAAUUUAGAGAAAUAUGACGAAGCCCUACAAGAAUUAGAUGUUUUGAUCCCACUUCAAGAAACUGUUCUUGGUGAAAAGCAUGGUGGCACUAUGCAUUCUACAGUUUUAAGAGGUGUAGCAUUGUACAAAAAGGGCGAUUAUGAUGCGGCUCUUGGUGUACUUUUAAAGCAGAAGGAAGUGUUGGGUAAAGUAGAUGGCGAUACUACAGACAUCAGGCUCCAUAUUGCUAAUGUUUUGGGAAAGAAAGAAAAAAAGGAAGUUGGUUUAGAAAAAUAUGAUGAAGCCCUACAAGAACUUGAUGUUUUGAUCCCACUUCAAGAAACAGUUCUUGGUGAAAAGCAUGUUGACACUAUGCGUUCUACAGUUUUAAGAGGUGAAGCAUUGUACAAAAAAGGGGAUUAUGAUGCGGCUCUUGAUAUACUUCAAAAUUUACUUCCAAAGCAGGUGGAAGUGUUGGGUGAAGUACAUGAUGAUACUAUAUCCACCAGGCGCCAUAUUGCUUAUGUUUUGGAAAAGAAAGAAAAGUUAGUCGAAGCACUGGAAUGUCACAGAGGAUUGCUUACAGAUCUAGAAAGGAAGUUUGAGAAACAUCAUCCUGAUACUUUGCGCACUAGAGAUAAUAUAGCAUACGAGUAUAUUUUAAUAAAUUUAGAAAAAUAUGACGAAGCCCUACAAGAAUUUGAUGUUUUGAUCCCACUUCAAGGAACAGUUCUUGGUGAAAAGCAUGGUGACACUGUGCAUUCUACAGUUUUAAGAGGUGUAGCUUUGUACAAAAAGGGCAAUUAUGAUGCGGCACUUGAUUUACUUCUAAAGCAGAUUGAAGUGUUGGGUGAAGUAGAUGGCGAUACUAUAGACACCAGGCUCCAUAUUGCUUAUGUUUUGGGGAAGAAAGGAAAGUUAGUCGAAGCACUGGAAUGUCACAGAGGAUUGCUUACAGAUCUAGAAAGGAAAUUGGGGAAACGUCAUCCUGAUACUCUGCGCACUAGAAAUAAUAUAGCAUACACUUUAAAAUAUUUGGAAAAAUAUGAUGAAGCCCUACAAGAAUUUGAUGUUUUGAUCCCACUUCAAGAAACAGUUCUUGGUGAAAAGCAUGGUGACACUAUGCGUUCUACAGUUUUAAGAGGUGUAGCAUUGUACGAAAAAGGCGAUUAUGAUGCAGCUCUUGAUGUACUUCAAAAUUUACUUCCAAAGCAGGUGGAAGUGUUGGGUGAAGUACAUGAUGAUACUAUAUCCACCAGGCGCCAUAUUGCUUGUGUUUUGAGAAAGAAAGGAAAAUUAGUCGAAGCACUGGAAUGUUACAGAGGAUUGCUUACAGAUCUAGAAAGGAAAUUGGGGAAACAUCAUCCUGAUACUCUGCGCAUUAGAAAUAAUAUAGCAUACAUUUUAAUAGGUUUAGAAAAAUAUGAUGAAGCCCUACAAGAAUUUGAUGUUUUGAUCCCACUUCAAGGAACAGUUCUUGGUGAAAAGCAUGGUGACACUAUGCAUUCUACAGUUUUAAGAGGUGUAGCAUUGUACAAAAAGGGCAAUUAUGAUGCGGCUCUUAAUGUACUUCAAAAUUUACUUUCAAAGCAGAUAGAAGUGUUGGGUGAAGUAGAUGGCCUUACUAUAGACACCAGAAACCAUAUUGCUUAUUCUUUGGAAAUGAAAAAAAAGUUAACCUAA
Molecule: messenger RNA, 4839 nt
Organism: Ctenocephalides felis (cat flea)
Lineage: Eukaryota; Metazoa; Arthropoda; Insecta; Siphonaptera; Pulicidae
Exons: 3
Coding region: 1-4839 (1612 amino acids)
Molecular function (GO): protein binding; ADP binding
Source: RefSeq, a predicted model, not a curated record